Messenger RNA from Penicillium pulvis, 1275 nucleotides. RefSeq names its product FAD-dependent oxidoreductase. The coding region runs from base 1 to 1275 and encodes 424 amino acids. The transcript is spliced from 2 exons. The record is from RefSeq and is a predicted model, not a curated record. Gene Ontology annotation, molecular function: FAD binding. NCBI's taxonomy places the organism in Eukaryota, Fungi, Ascomycota, Eurotiomycetes, Eurotiales, Aspergillaceae.
AUGGCUAAAGAGCAACUUCCCGUUCUUGUGGUGGGAGCUGGUCCUGUAGGAUGUUUCAUCGCCUAUCGGCUUGGGAAGGCAGGGAUCCCAGUCCAGAUCUUUGAGAAAGAGUCCGCCCUCCCGUAUACACCAAGAGCUGUUGGCUACUAUGGCGCAACACAGGUCGUGUUCCAAGAAACUGGACUGUACGAUCUCGUUCGGGCGGAAGGAUUCAUGACUGCUGGAUUAUGCUGGCGCACACUUCCUAUCGAUGACGGCAAGGGAGGCAAGCGCUUGGGCGAUCUACUCGCUGCGCAACCACUUAGCGACCCCAGUGAUCCUGUUAAAGCCUGCCCGUCUGGCCUGCUCAACCUUCGCCAAUCUGAGCUGACAAAGCUGGUUCUGGAGGAGGCGCUGAAGACCGGCAACGUGAAGAUUCAAUUCAACAGCGAGCUAUCCAGCAUCCAACAAGGAGACGACAAAGUCACCAUCGAUUUCGAAAACAAAGAUCUCCCGGCUGUCACGGGUUCCUACAUUGUUGGCGCCGACGGUGGCAGAUCGAAAACUCGCAAACUCAUCGGAACGCCUUGCCUCGGACACACCUGGCCUGAGAGACUCAUUUCCACAGAUGUUAUCCUCGGAAACUAUGUUGAUCCAGUUUGGCACACUUGCUACAUUAUUGGCACGAAAAACUAUACCAUCAUGACUCCUCUGACCGACCCAAUUGUUGGCGAAAAGAGCCUGUGGAGGUGUACCGUUGCUGUUCCCCCAGAGGAUGAAAGAUCCGAUGAGGAGUUGCUCCAAGAGGAGGUCAUUCAGGGUUUCUACGAAAAAGUGGUCUCUGGUCCACGACCACUUCCAGCUGAGAUCAAGGCAAAGGCAGUCUAUCGCAUUCACCAACGCUUGGUCCCGACUAUGCGCAAAGGUCGAUGUGUACUGGCCGGAGACGCGGCGCACAUGAACAACCCAUAUGGCGCCAUGGGUUUGAACACUGGUCUUUUGGAUGGCGAUGCUCUCGCAGAGGCCCUGAUCAUGAUUCUUAACGAAGGCCGAUCAGACAAGAUUCUCACAAGCUACUCGGACGCCCGCAGGAAGGUCUUCCGAUACUUCGUUGACCCUACUACGACAGCCAAUAAACUCCGUCUUCACCUAGCAAGCGAAACUGCGGCAGAGGAUGAUGACUAUUUGAGAGCUUUGCAGAACCCGACCGCAGAGGAGAUGGAAAAGGGAGCUAAGCCAUACUUUGAGACUUGGAGGACCAACAUGAGAGCCGUAGCCAAGGAUGCUGGUCUAUGA